AUGCGAGAAGACGUCCCAUUUCCUCUUCUUCUUCUCCUUUUUCUUCCUCUUAUUUCAUGCUCCAAUGCACUCAAAACAUGCAAAAGUUUUUGGGUCUCGAAUAGACCAUCACAGGACUGCAGUUCGCUAUCACUCCAAGAGCCUCCAUCCCUCUUACCCAACGUCCUUUCACUGUCAUUAUCCAACAAUUCCAUCUUCCGAAUUUCCAACUUCCCUCAAGAAUAUCGGCGUCUUCAAUCCCUUCGUUUAGAUCAAUGUCAACUUGAAAAAUUGGAUUUCGAUGCAUUAUCCGUAUUCGAUCAAUUGAGAGAAUUGGAUAUUUCAAGAAAUUCCCUCUCGAAAUUGAUAAUUCCCCGAAAUUUGGUCUCGUUGAGAGUGCUCAAUCUUGCUUUUAAUUCAUUUACAUAUGUACCCGACAUGUCUCAUCUGGAAUCUCUCCGUCUCGUGGAUUUAUCUCAUAACCGUCUUAUAUCAGUCCGCCCUCGAAUGCUACCAUUCAAUCUGGAAGUUGUUAGACUAGCAGCUAAUCGAUUCACACAUUUGUCGCCGUGGCCAUUUCUACACAAGCUGCAGGAACUCGAUGUAACAUUCAAUGAUCUGGAAUGCGACUGUUCUCUAUGGCAUUUUGUGACUUGGGCGGAGAAGUUGGCUCUUUUUGAUAGCACAAUGCUGCCGUGCCGUCGCCCAAGUGAGCUCAGAAAGAGCCCGAUCGAUGGGAAAACGGUCUGUGGUCCUACAGUAGUCUCAUCAUCUCCAGAAUCCGCUGUCGUCUCCUUAUCAGAUACUCAUUUAAUGUGCUGUACAGCUCUAGCUACUCCACCUCCUCAACUAUUCUGGCAGCUAAAUGGAAAGAAUAUUUCCAAUGGACUCUCUCAGAAGCAUCUUUCUGAUUCUGGAAAAGUGGAAUUCUGUCUAGAAAUCCGAAAAAUCCAGCUGAAAGACAUGGGAAAAUACAGAUGCGUUGCCUCGCUGGCGGGUCUAAACUCAUCGAAAGAGUUCCACGUGGAACGAGACAAAAUCCCAAUUGUCUUGAAUUCAGCAGAAGGAAUUAUGAUCUACUGUCAAUUCACAAUUUGCAUAUUCAUCGGAGUCUGUUGUGUCAUUUCUUGUUGUGUCCUUCGAACGGGUGGAAGAGGGAAAACUAGGCCAAAACGAGAGUAUAUGCAUGCGAAGAUUCUGGAAAUCCCUCAAGAUUCAUGUGAAUAUUGUUGUGAUGAAGUGGAUGGAGAUGACGUGGAUGACGAUGAAACGAGAGAUUGUGAUGAUUGGGGAGACGCAGAGACAGCGGCUGUUAGGCAAUAUUUACAGUGGAGACAGAUGCAUCAGGAUCAACAUAAAUACUCAAUGAUUCCCCAAAUUCGCCACGAAAGUCUUUGUCGUCUAUCCAACGAAUCGAACUCUUCUGAUAAUAAAACCACAUCACACCGUGCUCCGUUAGCAAGAUUUGAUGAGCAACAACACUCUGUAUCGUUCGAUAUGACUCAUUUGUGA
This is a messenger RNA of Caenorhabditis remanei, 1491 nucleotides long. RefSeq lists its product as uncharacterized. Lineage: Eukaryota; Metazoa; Nematoda; Chromadorea; Rhabditida; Rhabditidae. The record is from RefSeq and is a predicted model, not a curated record. Bases 1 to 1491 code for a protein of 496 amino acids. Gene Ontology annotation, cellular component: membrane. The transcript is spliced from 8 exons. Gene Ontology annotation, molecular function: protein binding.